AAAACCUGGAUGCCCCUGAGUUUUCCCAAUCCUGGCCAUGAUUUGGUUGGCCAAGCUGGUAUCGCGACCCUUCGACCGGGUCUUAGCGCUGUCGUUUCACAUCCUGUGGUUUGAGUUGGACUUGCUGGCGGAACGUUUCCACGCCUUGCUCCCGUCCUUGUCUGGACAGUUUGGGAGCGUCCGUCACUAUGGAAGGAUGGCCGUGGAGGCCUUCUUCAUCGCAGAAGCGUUUCAAUGGCUCACCACCGCAGCGGUGCUGUCUUCCUUCUGGCUGUUCUAUGCCUUCUGUUUGCCGCCCACUGGUGUGUCAUAUCCCUUUGUCAUCGAUUGGAGCGCUGACGUUUUCAGUAGCUCCUCGGUGGGGCUGAAGCUGCAGGAUGGCUUGCACGGUGUGGCCUGCAAAGACGUGCCCAUGCAGCCGAUUCCAGCCCACGUCAGCGCUUUGGAGUUGCACCUGCACUCUGAGAUGACCAGUUGUGAUGCAGGCUUCUACAAACUCCAGCUCCUCAAUGCCAGCCACUCUGACGUAUUCACUGGCGUGUGGCAACCCUUGUUGCCAGUGAGUACUUGGUCGCCCCUGGUGGCGCUGGGCUUGGCGGAGCGCAAGAGGCUGGCCCCCUUGCUCCGACAGCCGCUGGAGCUGGUGGAGGAGAUGAGACAGAGCGUUAGUGCUGCUAGGAUAUGCCUGCAACCGCCCCUGCGAUCAUUGGACAUCAGCCUGCAAGUCCUCUACAAGCUGCGCGGUUUCUACCGAUUUGUUCAACAUUGGCCAUUGCUUUGGAGCAGUAUCCUGGUGGUCGCCACUGGCUUUGCCACCUGGUCCUUGGUUUGCCUCUUGCUGGUUGUCCUAGUACUGCGCCGGCGCCGCCUGCCGCCCGCCGCGGCCUCUGCUACCGCCGUGUUGUUCCCAGCGCUCUCCGACGCUGCAGAGCCUGAGACAAACUCCGAGGUUGAUCGAUUUGCCAAGGUGACGACGGUGGUGUCGGAUGUCUGGAAACAAUCCGUGAGCAAAAUGGAGGAGGCAGGGACACAGGUGGUGCAGGCCGCCAUGGACCCUGAUCUCCAAGUGACGGCCGCCUCGGCUGUCUCGGGUGCACUUGCUUUGGGUGCUGGAGGAGGCUGCGCUGGCCUUGUCACUGGAAGCGUUGCUGGAGGAGCCUGUGGUUUGAUUCCAGCGAUCUUCACCUUUGGCCUGUCGAUUCCUGUUGGCGUGGUCCUCGGGGGAGGUGCCGGUGCAGCCGCUGGUACGGCCUUGGGCAGCGGUGCGGGUGCUGUGCUCGGAACCUUCUUGGGCCGCAGGUGGCUGCAGACUCGCUCUGCCAUGGUUGAGUCCCCGAAGGAUCUCUGAAGCGAUUUCAAUGGUGACGCAAAAGCUUGGUGCGUUUCCAAACGCUUGGAGUCUGGAAGAUUUUGAUUGUCA
Messenger RNA from Cladocopium goreaui, 1420 nucleotides. The record is from the annotation of a GenBank genome assembly. NCBI's taxonomy places the organism in Eukaryota, Dinophyceae, Suessiales, Symbiodiniaceae.